UCCGGCGGUGGGCGGGGCACGGGCGGUGCGCGCGCAGGCGCAGGCUGCGGCCCGAUGGACCCCGAAUCAGAACCCGUUUCCGUGGAGGUUCCUGCCGGGCGCGUGCUCAGUGCCCGUGAACUCCUCGCCGCCCGCUCGCGGUCCCAGAAGCUGCCCCAGCGCUCGCAUGGCCCCAAGGACUUUCUCCCUGACGGCUCGGCGGCCCAAGCCGAGCGGCUGCGCCUGUGCCGUGAGGAGCUCUGGCAGCUGCUGGCGGAGGAGCGCGUGGAGCGUCUGGGCAGUUUGGUGGCCGCUGAAUGGAGACCGGAAGAAGGGUUCGUGGAGUUGAAGUCUCCUGCGGGUAAAUUCUGGCAGACCAUGGGCUUCUCAGAGCAGGGCCGGCAGCGGCUUCACCCCGAGGAGGCCUUGUAUCUGCUGGAGUGUGGGUCCAUCCAGCUCUUCCACCAAGACCUGCCACUGUCCAUCCAGGAGGCCUACCAGCUGUUGCUGACUGAGGACACUGUGACUUUCCUGCAAUACCAGGUCUUCAGCCACCUGAAGAGACUGGGCUAUGUGGUUCGACGAUUCCAACCGAGCUCCGUCCUAUCCCCUUAUGAGAGGCAGCUGAACUUGAACAGCAGUGCCCAGUGCUUGGGGGAUCAGAAUGGCAAGAGGAAGAAGAGGAGCUCCCACUCUCGGUCCAUUAAUAAGAAGCCCAGGGCCCUGGAGAACCCCCUGCAGGGGGUGGAUGGGACACCCAAGAGCCUGGCAACCUCCAUCCCACCUCCCUGCGACCAGAACAAGCGAUGUGCAGAGGAGAAACCCCAGGAGUCAAGCCCCGUAAAGGGCCCAGCGGGCCCCUUUCAGCUUCUGGGGUCCUUGGAGCCCUGGCCUGGCCUGGCCAGGGAUGGGGUGGGAUGCAGCCAGGAGAAUGGCAAAGUAGAGAAUGGGGUUAAGGGGGCUCAUAAGCCACGCUGGAACUUUGAGCAGAUCUCCUUCCCCAAUAUGGCUUCAGAUAGCCGCCACACCCUCCUGCUUGCCCCAGCCCCAGAGCUGCUCCCGGCCAACGUCCCUGGACGGGAGACAGAUGCUGAGUCCUGGUGCCAGAAAUUGAACCAACGGAAGGAAAAGCUCUCCAGACGGGAGCAGGAGCAGCAGGCAGAGGCCCAGCACUUCCAGGAGGAUGUAAACGUGGAUCCUGAGGUGCAGCGCUGCUCCAGCUGGCAGGAAUACAAGCAGCUGCUGCAGAGGCGGCGCCUGCAGAAGACCCAGACCCGCCCCCCGCACCUGUGGGACCAGCCUGUCACUCCGUUGCUGAGUCCUGGCCAUGCAGACUCCCCAGCCACAGUCCUUCAGCAUAUCUCUGUGCUGCAGACGACACACCUUGCUGAUGGAAGCGCCCGGCUGCUGGAGAAGUCUGGGGACUUGGAAAUCAGCUUUGAUGUUUACCAGGCCGAUGCUGUGGCCACAUUCCGAAAGAAUAACCCUGGGAAGCCAUAUGCCCGGAUGUGCAUUAGUGGAUUUGAUGAGCCGGUCCCAGACCUCCGCUCCCUCAAACGGUUGUCCUACCAGAGUGGGGAUGUUCCUCUGAUCUUUGCCCUGGUGGAUCACGGAGACAUCUCGUUCUACAGCUUCAGGGACUUCACACUGCCCAGAGAUCUGGAACACUGACCAUGCAGCUAUGGCAGGGUCUGCGGCCUGCUGGGGGUGCUGGGGAACCUGGACUGUCUACUCUCAGGGACCAUCUCAGCUGCCUCCUACACCUUGUAGCUGCAAUAGUCUGGGCCUUGGCCCUGGAUGUCUGAUGCUUGCAGAAGAGUGAAGCUGAGUCCCCUCUACUUGGCUGCUGCAAUGCUUCCAAGCCGCAGGCCUGAGAUUGCUGCCUUGCAGUGAUCCCCUCAGAACUCAGCGCUAGCUUUUAGAGACCCAGUGAGGUGGGGCAGAAGGGAGGACUCUGUGCCUUUAAAAGAGAGGGUUCCUGCUUCAUGCGAUAAAGCCAAAGCCAUUAAAAAAUAGAUCCCUUUUC
This is a messenger RNA of Pteropus alecto (black flying fox), 2005 nucleotides long. It is a transcript of the gene TSEN54, whose product is annotated as tRNA splicing endonuclease subunit 54. Lineage: Eukaryota; Metazoa; Chordata; Mammalia; Chiroptera; Pteropodidae. Gene Ontology annotation, biological process: tRNA-type intron splice site recognition and cleavage. The record is from RefSeq and is a predicted model, not a curated record. Gene Ontology annotation, cellular component: tRNA-intron endonuclease complex. The transcript has 11 exons. Bases 55 to 1650 code for a protein of 531 amino acids.